Messenger RNA from Dendrobium catenatum, 2172 nucleotides. RefSeq names its product protein NRT1/ PTR FAMILY 5.10-like. Bases 264 to 1934 code for a protein of 556 amino acids. The transcript is spliced from 5 exons. Gene Ontology annotation, cellular component: membrane. The record is from RefSeq and is a predicted model, not a curated record. Lineage: Eukaryota; Viridiplantae; Streptophyta; Magnoliopsida; Asparagales; Orchidaceae. Gene Ontology annotation, biological process: dipeptide transport; transmembrane transport. Gene Ontology annotation, molecular function: tripeptide transmembrane transporter activity; dipeptide transmembrane transporter activity.
GGCUAAAGUUUUACCGUUCGGCUGGAGCUCGCGAGCGACGCCAUUCAAGAGUUUUAAGUUCGGUUGGAGAUGCCCUUAAUAACGAGAGAAUAGAUGUUUACAAUAUGAUAAUGAUCUCAGGAUUUGCACAAUGUCCACGGGAAGUGAUGUAAAUGGUGCCAAACUGUACCAGUAUCUCUCCGCUAUUCCUGCUCCUCCGUCGCUGGAAUCAGUGACCCAGCUCGUCUUUCCUCCUUAAAGCGAUCGGCGGAGCUCAACCUUCGAUGGACUCAUCUCCCCUUCUUCCAUUUCCCUCUUCCCCCUCCCCUUCUUCCGCCGCCAUGGUCGGCGUCGUCGACUAUCGCGGCCGCCCUGCCUCCCGUUCAUCUUCCGGCCGGUGGACCGCUGCUCUCUUUAUCAUCGGAGUGGAGAUUGCGGAGAGGUUUGCGUACUAUGGGAUUUCUUCGAACCUCAUUACGUAUCUCACAGGGCCGCUCCAUGAAUCGACGGCGGCGGCGGCUGCUGCCGUUAAUACUUGGUCGGGAGUGUCGUCGAUGCUACCGCUCGCUGGCGCAUUCGUGGCCGAUUCGUAUUUCGGACGUUACAAGACGAUUCUUUUCGCUUCUCUGCUCUACAUUUUGGCCUUGGGUCUGCUGACCCUUUCCUCCAUGCUGCCAUCCCUUCGUCCACCCAAGUGUUCCAUCGAUGUUGGCAAGGUUUGCAGUCCAAAUCAUUUCCAAACAGGCUUCUUCUAUUUCGCAAUCUACCUUGUUGCACUUGCUCAAGGUGGCCACAAGCCUUGCACGCAGGCAUUUGGCGCUGAUCAGUUUGACGAGAAGGACCCUGAAGAGAGCAUCUCAAGGAGCUCUUUUUUUAACUGGUGGUAUUGUGGUAUAUGCUUGGGCACAGCCGUGACGAUUAUAAUCUUGAAUUACGUGCAAGAUAAUAUUAGUUGGGCCCUUGGAUUUGGGAUACCGUUUAUUUCCAUGGGACUUGCUCUCAUUUUAUUUUUGCUCGGAACUAAGACAUAUCGCUUUUACCAACUGGAAGGUGAAAAUCCUUUCCAUAGAAUUGGGAAAUCAUUCGUUAGUCUUGCGAAAAGUCGCUUGGCGUCUUCACAUGCAUUGACUGGGAGCCAGACCUCCACGUCUGAUGGACCUGAUCAUAACAAGCUUGAGACUGGUGAAGCACCAGAUACAAUCCAAACAGAAGAAGCAAAAGGAGUGCUUCGAUUGGUACCAAUAUGGGCUACAAGCUUAAUAUAUGCUGUGGUCUUUGCACAAUCAUCAACCUUUUUCACCAAGCAAGGGAGCACCCUUGACCGGAGUAUCGGUUCAAGCUUCCAAGUUCCACCUGCGGCCUUGCAGAGCUUCAUCAGUAUCUCCAUUGUUGCAUUCAUUCCAAUCUAUGAUCGAAUCCUAGUUCCUAUGUCUAGAAAAUUUUCUAGGAUUCCUACAGGAAUCACACAACUCCAAAGGAUUGGGGUUGGAAUGGUCCUUUCACUAAUAUCAAUGGCAAUUGCAGCCCUAGUUGAGGUCAAGAGAUUGAAAACCGCCAAAGAUUAUGGGCUGAUAGAUCAACCGAAGACGGCAAUUCCAAUGAGUCUUUGGUGGUUAGUUCCUCAGUAUGUCAUCUUUGGCAUUGCUGAUGUGUUUACGAUGGUUGGCUUGCAGGAAUUUUUCUAUGAUCAGGUCCCUGAUGCACUGAGGAGUCUUGGGCUUGCUCUCUACCUUAGCAUUUUUGGCAUUGGAAGCUUCAUUAGUAGCUUACUCAUAACUGUCAUCGAUGAGACAACUAGUAUGAGUGGAGAGAGCUGGUUCUCUGAUAAUCUGAACCGGGCUCAUCUUGAUUAUUUCUACUGGCUUCUUGCUGGUCUCAGUGCUGCAGAGCUGAUCAUCUACCUGUACUUUGCACGAUCUUAUAUAUACAAGAAGAAACAAAAUACUGCAUUUUAGCAUUAUGGUGCUUCUUCACAAGACAUUUUAGCAUUAAGGGCUUUCUUGGAUUGAGCGCCCGUUCAUUUUUUAAUCUGGGAGUGCUGUGUUGUGAUUCUUCUUUUGUAAUGUUCUGAUUUCUUCAUGGGGAAUUUUCUCUGAGUUUCUGUCUGUAAAUGUAGAUGAAAAUUUUACUGAACCACGUAAUGGCACUCGGUGCUCUCUUUAUUUGUGAUUGUGCAUUUCAUUCUUGCUUUUA